AUGAAAUUCUCCUUGAUUGCCGCUUUGACAUCUGCUGCUUUGGCUGCUCCUGAACCAAAGGACAAGAGGUACUACUACUGGAUCGAUGCCUCAUUCAACUCCUCGGCGCCCACUCUUGCUUCUCCAGAAACACCACCAUACACUUAUGCUAAUCCCACCACGUUGAAUACCAAUAUCACUGCUAGCAGCUCCGGUGUCGCCACCGACACCCGGUUCAAAGCACAGUCAAAGAACGGUGCUGCUGUGCUAGCAUCGGGCUCCUUGUUGUCAUUGGUCGUUCUAUCUUUGUUGUAA
Messenger RNA from Lodderomyces beijingensis, 294 nucleotides. Lineage: Eukaryota; Fungi; Ascomycota; Pichiomycetes; Serinales; Debaryomycetaceae. The record is from the annotation of a GenBank genome assembly.